AUGUCUGCUCCUACCCCCCGCACCGGCAUUAUUGCCGGCUUCAACAAGGGCCAUGUGACGACCCGCCGCCCGCGCCAGCCGUCGUCCAACGACCGCUUUGCUGUGCCCCACAAGCGCCUGCGCGCUGUGAAGGCCAUCAUUGCGGACCUCGUCGGCUUUUCUCCUCUGGAGAAGCGUGUUCAGGAGUUCCUGCGUGUCGGCAAGGAGAAGCGCGCACUCAAGUACUGCAAGAAGCGCCUCGGCGACUUCACGGCGGCCAAAAAGAAGCGCUCGAAGAUGGAGGAGGCACUUCGCCACGCGACGAAGAAGCACCACUAG
Leishmania braziliensis MHOM/BR/75/M2904 is the source of this 318-nucleotide messenger RNA. RefSeq names its product putative 60S Ribosomal protein L36. NCBI's taxonomy places the organism in Eukaryota, Euglenozoa, Kinetoplastea, Trypanosomatida, Trypanosomatidae. Gene Ontology annotation, biological process: cytoplasmic translation. The transcript has a single exon. Bases 1 to 318 code for a protein of 105 amino acids. Gene Ontology annotation, cellular component: cytosolic large ribosomal subunit; ribosome. Gene Ontology annotation, molecular function: structural constituent of ribosome. The record is from RefSeq and is a predicted model, not a curated record.